Molecule: messenger RNA, 1341 nt
Organism: Exophiala mesophila
Lineage: Eukaryota; Fungi; Ascomycota; Eurotiomycetes; Chaetothyriales; Herpotrichiellaceae
Exons: 4
Coding region: 637-1275 (212 amino acids)
Biological process (GO): vesicle-mediated transport
Cellular component (GO): membrane
Source: RefSeq, a predicted model, not a curated record
CAUGAUUUCCAGCUUGACUGCACCUCAGUGAUUUCACUAAACCCUCACCGUCUACAUUCUUGAUCUGAGACCAUCCUCAAACUACCCUGUUGGUUUGCAGCUCUUCUCACCCGUUCAAUUGACUCUUUCAGAGUUUGCUGCUGCCAUCUUCCGUCCUCAGAGUCACUUCGUCUGCAGACACCCACUGAAGCCCUCCCCUUUCACCUCGGCCAACCCCGAAACCUCACUGCGCCAGAACCAGUCCUGCAGGCAACCGUUUGGCCCUUUGUCGCUGCGCGUCCUGUCCCUAUCUCCUGGCAGCUUCCACACACCUUUUUGGACCCUUCUCAGCAUUCUAUCGAAAGGCGCUGCUUCGAAUCCCAUCCUCCUCCACCCCUUUUGAAACCUAGCAGCCUCGUGACGCCGACCACAUCAUCGGCCUACGCAUUGCCAGUCUCUUACCCGGACGCCCAACUACGUCGCUCGCGCACCGUGGGGGGAUUCUAUUCUCAGGGUUGAAUUGGUUCACUCGACGAUCUUCCAAAGUGGCAGUACCUGUCGGCUGACUCAACCAUUUUCGUGGACCAUUUCCGACGUCUAUCCUAAUAGCUGGAGGAGGGGAAACACACGAUACACACACACCACCACCAUUGAAAAAUGACUUCAUCAGCUUUUCGAGAUUCCAUGAACUCGUUGGGCUGGUCUCGACGAGAGCCGGACGUCCCGGUCAACACCAGUUCCUCCACUUCUUUGCUCUCCAAGCUUAAUCCCUUCGGACGGAGUGGCUAUGUUCAACUACCCACACAUGAGUCUCCCGGAGCGCCUCUGCCCGCGCCUUCCAGGAGAGAGGAGGAAGAAGGAUGGUUCGCAUUAAGUCGCUGGGAUCGACUCCUCAUCUUUGGUGGCUGCAACCUUGCUGCACUGGCAUGUUUUGUUAUCUGUUUUGCCCUGUUUCCAGUACUAUCCUUGAAGCCAAGGAAGUUUGCCAUUUUGUGGUCGGUGGGCUCCAUCCUGUUUCUCGCGUCUUGGGCCGUCUUGAUGGGUCCGUAUCAAUAUGUGAUUCACUUGGUCUCGGGGCCUCGUCUUCCAUUUACCGCCGCAUACUUUGGCUCAAUCUUCAUGACGAUAUACUUUGCGGUUGGGCUUCACUCGACACUCCUGACCUUGAUCUCUUCCAUCGUCCAACUCGUAGCGUUGGUGUGGUAUCUCGUCAGCUACUUUCCCAUGGGGAGUCAAGGACUCCGAUUCGCUGCAAGAGUAGGCGGAGGUCGGGUAGCUGCGUGGAUGAACGACUGAUCGUCCGCACCGGCCCCUGCACGAUAGAGUGUGCACGACCACGGAAGUGGUGUGAAUAAACCAAAC